Messenger RNA from Cuscuta europaea, 1052 nucleotides. NCBI's taxonomy places the organism in Eukaryota, Viridiplantae, Streptophyta, Magnoliopsida, Solanales, Convolvulaceae. The record is from the annotation of a GenBank genome assembly.
CAAAUUUGGAUUUGUAUCUUUCUGUAGCUAUGAUUAUGAUGGAGGUAGGGUUUGUUUCCUUAUGUUUUAGGAUCAGGGGUUAUAAUGUUAUACUCCGUAUGACUUCUAUAGUUCUAUUUGGAUGCAUUUGAGGUGUGGCUAGGUUUUCUGGUGCUGUAAUGGCCGACGGACAUGCAUCGUCGCAGCAGCCGACGAGUCCAGGCGGUGGCAGCCACGAGAGUGGGGAUCAUAGCCCGAGGUCAAAUGUUCGGGAACAGGACAGGUUUCUUCCCAUCGCCAAUAUCAGCCGGAUAAUGAAGAAGGUUCUCCCUCCAAACGGUAAAAUUGCCAAGGAGGCGAAGGAUACUCUUCAGGAAUGCGUUUCCGAGUUCAUAAGUUUCAUCACCAGCGAGGCAAGUGAUAAGUGUCAGAAGGAGAAAAGGAAAACGAUUAAUGGUGAUGAUCUGCUGUGGGCAAUGGCAACUUUAGGAUUUGAGGAUUAUAUUGAACCUCUCAGGCUAUACCUCUCUCGGUACAGAGGGAUGGAGGGUGACACCAAGGGAUCUGCAAAGGCUGCUGAAGGUUCUGCCCGAAGAGAUGGAGUACACCCUAUCUCUAAUUCUCAACUAUUGCAUCAAAAUUCAUUUACACAAGGAAUAAGCUAUGAUAACUCUCAGGGUCAACAUAUGAUGGUUCCCAUGCCAGGCUUGGAGUGAUCAAGUGGCUUGAAGGAGGGUCUGUAUUGUAUCCGGUUGACUGUCCACGAGAGCCCAUUUGGUUGGGGAGGUUAAACAUGUAUCUAUAUGCUUUUUUGCACGAUUCAUUCGUCUUUCUACUCUCAUGUGCCAAAGCUCUGUGAUUUGUUGAGGUUUGUAAAGUUAGUAGUGUGGACGCAUUCAUCUAAUAUAUUAAACAUACUUCGCAUGAUCGUUCAUGUCCAAGCAUUCUGUUUGCCUUUAUUGUUCUACCCUAGCAAGUUACAACUCCAUCAUUAUUCUAUACCGGUCAAAUCCAAUUUCUUUUUUAUAUAUCAAUUUAUACAUACAAAUCCUCAAUAUAAUAUUAUUCAUUUA